AAAACGCGUCCACCACUUUUACACGUAAAAGUAAAUAAAAUAGAAGAAGCUGUCGAAUAUCGUGAUACUGAAGAUAAAAUGGCUGUCCCCAGCAAUCCUGACGCAGACGUCUUGUUCGAGAUGAGGUGUGCCCUCUACAUCGGCAACUACCAACAGUGCAUCACUGACGGACAGAAGAUGAAGGUGUCGGGUGAUGUGAAGAUUCAGCGUGAUGUCAUCUUGUACAGGGCGUUCAUUGCCCAGAAGAAUUACUCAGUGGUCAUCCACGAGGUGUCCUCGUCGUCUCCUGCCGAAGUUUGCGCCAUCAAGUUGAUGGCCGAGUACUUUGCUGCCUCCAACGAUUCUGCAAGGGAGAAGGUGUUGAAGGAAGUGGAGUCUCGACUGGGGAAGAACCUGGACCUCAAUGAUUAUGCAUUCCUGCUGGCUGCCGGAUCCAUCUACUAUGCUGAAGGGGAUUUCGAUGCAGCACUGCGGUUGUUGCACCAGUCAGACGCCAUCGAGUGCAUGGCACUCUCAGUUCAAAUUCUUCUCAAGCUGGACAGGGUGGAUGUUGCCAGGAAGGAAUUGAAACGAAUGCAAGAUACAGAUGAGGAUCACAUCGUCACUCAACUGGCAACUGCUUGGAUCAAUCUAGCUUUGGGUGGUGACAAGUACCAGGAAGCCUUCUACAUCUUCCAGGAGUUGUCCGACAAGUUCAGCUCCACUCCGCUCCUCCUCAAUGGACAGGCAGCCUGCCACAUGGCUCAAGGAAGGUUCGAGGAUGCAGAACCUCUCCUGCAAGAAGCUCUCAACAAGGACAGCAACAAUGCAGAAACACUCUGCAAUCUCAUCGUCCUGACACAACACAUGGGCAAGCCAACUGAGGUCACGAACAGGUACAUCGCCCAACUGAGGGAGGGACACAAGAACCACCCUCUGGUCAAAGAGGUAGCCAUUAAGGAAAGUGAAUUUGACAGGUUAUGCUCCAAUUAUGUUCCAUCUGUCGCUUGACAUUUAAUUUAGACUUUACAUUAUUCCGACAUUGAAUUUGACAUUUUUUUUAAAAAUGUCACUUAAGCUAAGGGUCGUAAAUUAUAAUUGUAAUUAAUAUUUAUAAUUUCAUUAUUUGUUUAUUUUAUGUUUAUCAUUGUUACUUGCAUCUUGAUUAAAAGACUGUUAGGUGGAAUUCAUUUUUAAGAUUUGAACUGACAUGAAACAUUUAUAAACUUUUCGAUGAAUUAACGGUUCAAAUUUUUGUAU
This is a messenger RNA of Helobdella robusta, 1239 nucleotides long. RefSeq lists its product as hypothetical. The transcript is spliced from 11 exons. Gene Ontology annotation, biological process: intra-Golgi vesicle-mediated transport; retrograde vesicle-mediated transport, Golgi to endoplasmic reticulum; endoplasmic reticulum to Golgi vesicle-mediated transport. Gene Ontology annotation, cellular component: COPI vesicle coat. Gene Ontology annotation, molecular function: structural molecule activity; protein binding. The record is from RefSeq and is a predicted model, not a curated record. The coding region runs from base 79 to 990 and encodes 303 amino acids. NCBI's taxonomy places the organism in Eukaryota, Metazoa, Annelida, Clitellata, Rhynchobdellida, Glossiphoniidae.